AUGCCCUUGUUGCCCACCAUCGACGUCGCUGGUGACGCUCCCGACAAGAAUGCCAUCCUCAUAGAAUCCAAACCACACAACAAAGGCGGCAAGGCCACUCAGGCUGUUCAUGAGCAAAUACCAACCAUUAUCGAACCUACCAGUGUUCAACUCAGCUCCUCCGACAAUUAUAAACACCUGGAAAAGAUCCCCGAUGUCGUCGAUUGUGACAGGGUCGACUAUGUUAACCCUCUCGCCAACAGUUCGCGAUGGUACAUUGCCAUGAGAGCACGCGCCCUACGCUCUGCCGCUGGCUUUGCCUUUAGUCUCGCCAAUCGUACUGUACCCGCUCCUCCACUUCCCUCUCAAUCCAUCUCGCUCGAUUCUACCCUGUCCGAGUUUCCUGGCAAGGACAAGAUCAAGGUGGACGUUUGGACCCCGCCAAACUUGGCCCUUGGGCCCCGUGCCGCCGUCAUUAAUUUUCACGGAGGCGGCUGGAUUCUUGGCACCGGAACUGAUGAUAGCCGCUGGGCCGCCGCUGUCAUGACCAAUAUCAACGCUGUCGUCUUUUCCGUCAACUACAGGCUCGCCCCAGGCCACCCCUUUCCCACACCCAUCGAGGACUGCGUCGAUUCCAUUCUGCAAAUCGCUGCUCGUGCCGAUGAAUUCGGCUUCGACCCCAAACGUAUCAUUCUGUCGGGCUUUUCUGCCGGCGCCUCAAACGCAUUGAGCAGCUGGCUUGUCCUGCAUGAGCCUCAACGAUGGGACUACAAUCUGCCUCAGCCUGUCCCCCACAUUGCCGGUCUCGCCAUCUUUUACCCUGUCCUCGACUGGACAUUUACGCGACCCGAGAAGCGUAGCACUUGCCACCGCCCUGACUUGACACUUCCACCUGGCAUGACGGACCUGAUUGAUGUUUCUUAUGUCUAUCCUCAUAUCCCUCGCAAGGAAUGUGUUGACUGGCGUCUGUCGCCUGGUCUGAUGGACGAUGCUACCCUGGCUAAGCUACCGCCCAUGCAUUUAUGUCUGUGCGAGUACGACAUGCUACUUCAGGAGGGCCUACGUUUUGCUAAGCGUGUUCGUUCUUGUCCAGACAAGACGCUGACCCUUCGCGUCGUCAGCCAGGAAAAGCAUGCCUGGGACAAACCUCUACCCAUGGCUGCGGUAAAGGACAGCGUCAACAUCGAGUACACCGAGGCAACCUUGGCUAUUGCUAAUUGGAUUGGUCAGUUCCACGACACGGAUAAUGAGUCGGUGCUCUCGCUGCCCACCAAGCGACUUCGCCUGCGUCCCUCGACGCACUUUAAACGUUCCCGCUCCGCUGACUAG
Beauveria bassiana ARSEF 2860 is the source of this 1308-nucleotide messenger RNA. Its product is annotated as lipase-like protein. The transcript has a single exon. The record is from RefSeq and is a predicted model, not a curated record. Gene Ontology annotation, molecular function: hydrolase activity. NCBI's taxonomy places the organism in Eukaryota, Fungi, Ascomycota, Sordariomycetes, Hypocreales, Cordycipitaceae. The coding region runs from base 1 to 1308 and encodes 435 amino acids.